This is a messenger RNA of Plasmodium cynomolgi strain B, 633 nucleotides long. Its product is annotated as 50S ribosomal protein L27. Gene Ontology annotation, cellular component: ribosome; mitochondrial large ribosomal subunit. Gene Ontology annotation, molecular function: structural constituent of ribosome. Gene Ontology annotation, biological process: translation. The transcript has a single exon. NCBI's taxonomy places the organism in Eukaryota, Apicomplexa, Aconoidasida, Haemosporida, Plasmodiidae. The record is from RefSeq and is a predicted model, not a curated record. The coding region runs from base 1 to 633 and encodes 210 amino acids.
AUGAGAAUUCACCUUUUCUUUAUUUUUGUUGCUCUAAUCAAAUGUGCUAUUUGUGCGAAAAAAUUUGCACACGCUGCGAAGUACGCAGGGACAUAUUUAAGGCAUCGUGGGGGGGAAGAAAUGAGCAGGACGACGCAGAAAAAUCAUCUACACGUGAACAACAUAAACGCAUCAAGAAGCAGCGUAGUAACAGCUAGCCAUUUUAAGAGUAACCUUUUUAUAAAUAAAAAUUACGCGAAAGAAUGCUUUAUUAAAAACUAUGACCAAGUGGUGCGUAUAGUGCAAUUCAGACGUUUCAAUAAACUAUGGGCCAAAAAAAAAGGAGUGGGGAGCACAAAAAACGGAAGAGAUAGUAACCCCAAAAACUUAGGGGUAAAAGUACUAGGAAAUAAUUUUGCCCAUGCUGGUAAUAUUAUAGUUAGACAGAGAGGAAGGACCUUUAAACCUGGUCAUGGGGUUAAGCAGGGAAGAGAUUUCACCCUUAUUGCUACGAAACCGGGGAGAGUCCACUUUUUCAACCGAGUUGUAAGUAUUGUCGAUGUGAGUGACCCAAAGCCAAUGACGUAUACGGACGUUUACCGAGAGGAUCCAACCAUCUUGACUUUGUCGAGGGUGUGGACCUCAGCGAAGUGA